AUGAUUUUCAAUUCUUUAACUAAUAUUUUAAAUAAAUCAUCAUCAUUAAAUAAUUAUAAUAAAAAUUCCAAAUCUCUUCAAAUUAAUUUUGAUAAUAAAUCAAAAAUUCAAAUAUAUAAUCCACUCGGUAAUCAAGGGGGUAUUGGCAAUUUGUUGGUCAUGUGA
Messenger RNA from Dictyostelium discoideum AX4, 165 nucleotides. RefSeq lists its product as hypothetical. Bases 1 to 165 code for a protein of 54 amino acids. NCBI's taxonomy places the organism in Eukaryota, Evosea, Eumycetozoa, Dictyosteliales, Dictyosteliaceae. The transcript has a single exon. The record is from RefSeq and is a predicted model, not a curated record.